This is a messenger RNA of Pichia kudriavzevii, 3792 nucleotides long. RefSeq lists its product as uncharacterized. Lineage: Eukaryota; Fungi; Ascomycota; Pichiomycetes; Pichiales; Pichiaceae. The transcript has a single exon. The record is from RefSeq and is a predicted model, not a curated record. The coding region runs from base 1 to 3792 and encodes 1263 amino acids.
AUGUCCACAGGUAAGGACAGUAGCAAUUCCCAGCAUGACCAAUUAAGGAAACGGCUUGAACAGGAAUUGUCAAUUCUUAAAUCGUCAACAGAUAACACCGAUUUCGACUGGUUUCUUAAUUCCAAUACUGGAUUGAAGAAUGACGCAAUCAAUAUCGAGACUAACCAGAACAAGGCCAAUACAACAUGUGAACCGGCACAAGGUAUCCCCAUUUCACCAUUAAAGUCACCUUCUCUAGCCAGGUCUCCAAAUACAAAGGCAAAACCAUCUAUUUCGAUGACGGACAGAGAUGAAGAUUUAAUGGUGGGUCUGUCAAGAUCACGCACAGCUGAUGCUAAAAUGAUGUCUUCCUCAACCAGUAGGAAAGUAGAUAAUGGUCUUCGUAGAACAGCUACAAAUACCGACACUGCGGAUUUUUCAGGUGCAAAACCAAGAUAUCAUGAACCAAUCAUUACUAACAAACCUCCAAUAUUGCCACCUAAAAAGAAGGGGUUCUUUAAAAAAUUGUUUGGUUCAAAAAACUCUGAUGAUAAAAGUUCCUCUAGUAAGUCAAGGCGUAUUUUAUCUCCUUCUUCGUCGAAAUCUCCUUCUCCUUCUAGAUCACCGUCAUUGUCAUCUCCAUCUCCUUCACCAGCAUCUCCAUCUCCACCUUCACCUUCAUCGCUGAAACCACAGACUUCAAGAUAUGCUUCUUCAAAGCAACAGUUGGCCUCACCAAAUGAUUCAAUCACAAGAGUCACAUCAGUAUCUCCAGUAUCUUCGGUUCCAGGCUCGGUUACCAGCUCCAUAUUCAAAUCAGAGUCUCAUCAAUCGCAGAAUUCUGUGCCAUUGACCAUAUCUGAAAGAUACCAAGAUGUCGAUCCGGAAUUAUCUAGCUAUUUACUUGAGAUGGAGAAGAAUUCCAUGAGUAAUAAAGGUAUGGAUCUAAUUGAUUAUAACAAUAACUUCAUCUAUUCUCCAUCAGGAUUGCAAAGUGUCAAAUAUAAGGAAGACGAGAUUCCAGAACAUCCUGAUAAACCAAAGAGGCCUUCGGCGUUCUCUUCCAAACAGGCCCACUGUGAAUCCCUUGAAAAGGAGCUUUUUUUGAAACAUAAAAGGGAAAGAGAAGAAAAGGAAUCCUCAAUGUUUGGAAGUUUAUUACAUAGAGCAAGAACAAAUACAAAUGAAUUAUCUCGUAUUUCCUCAUGUCUUGAAGAAGGUGAGGACACCCCACCUUUAACUUUCCAGCCUAUAGAAUACGUUCAUCCCCCACCUAAAUUUAACCCAAGACCUCCAUUAAGUACAUUUGACGAAAUCAAGCCAAUGAAGAAAGUUGCAUUUGCCGCAACUACAUUUGUUAUUGACCCUCCACAACAAAUACCUUCUAGGAAUCCGAGAAAGGGGAAUGUUGAAAUCUGUCCUAAUGGUGAAUUGAUUAUUCAUAAGAUUGAUCCUCAAGAAAAGCUCAAUGCUGCAACGGGUAUUGUGGUUGGAGGUUCAGGCCAUUUGAAACUGAUCAAUCAUGAAGAUGAAGAAAACGGAAACAAAGACGAAGACACAGAUGGUGCCAAUAAGAAGGAUUUAGGAGUCGAUGUCCCUCAAGCAGCAACCAUGAGGAAAGCAUCAUCCACGGCUUCUGUAAAUUCGCAAAUAUCAAACCAUACUAUUAAGAAAGAGGAAAGAGCAUUAGCUGCCGAAAAGGCUAGACAGCAUCAUGACUACGAUGACAUUGAUGUCCAGAAGGAACAUUUGACUAUUGAUAAACCAAUGGUUAGAAGGAGAAAGCAAAUGGAGACUCCUGUUGUCACUUUGAAGAUGGAUGAAUUGUAUACAAGAUGCUGUCACUUGCGUGAGAUUUUACCAAUCCCUGCCACUUUAAAGCAAAUACCAAAGGGUACGACAGAUCCAAUUCCUUAUUUACAUUUGAGAAAUCCAAGGCCUUCAAUGAUUGAGAUUCUAUCUUUCACUGAUUUUAUUAGGAUUGCACCUGUGAUAUGUGUUUCAUUGGAUGGUGUCUCACUAACCCACGAAAUGUUUAGAAUCGUUCUAUCUUCAUUGAUGUAUAAGAGAUACCUUGAAAAAUUGUCAUUGAGAAAUACCAAAAUCGAUGAAAAAGGAUGGAAAAUGUUGUGUCUCUUUUUAUCAAUGAACAAAGCGCUCAAAAAACUCGAUUUAACUCAAUGCCCCUUUAUUGAUGUGAAUACACAAAGAAUAAAGAAGAAGCCUAAAGAUGCACCAGAGACCAGAAUGACAUGUAACAUCAAUGAUCGAUCGGAUAGAAACUGGGCGUUGUUCACUGCGGCACUUAUAUUUAGAGGUGGUAUUGAUGACAUUAUAUUGACCGGUUGCAAAGUACCUGAUUUGAAGUUGUUUGCAAACCUACUUACUUUAGGUUUGUCAAAGAGUGAAAAGGUUGGGCUAGCCUACAACAGCUUGGAAUUACAACACUGUAAAAUCAUAGCACGCUGGCUGCAAAUUAAUAAGGUUUUGCUCGGUAUAGACCUUGCCUACAAUGAUCUCUCCUCGUGUUUGAAACCAUUCAUUGAUUUUGCCGAAGAUGAUAAUAUCUCAAAGGAUAAUAUAUUGAUGUUUAGUUUGAACUCGUGCAACUUGAUUGAUUGUGAUGAAACGAACAAGUUUUUAAAUUCACUAUCGAAUCUUCCAAACUUGAAAUAUUUAGACUUGUCAUCCAAUUCAAAGUUCAUGAAAUCGGCCUUAGACAAGUUACUUGUUCUUUUACCUUUACUUCAUCAACUAGUCAGGCUUAACGUUGACAAUAACCAGCUAAGUACGGAAUCGAUGGUGAAACUCAUUGAAUGUGUUUCUCUAAUGCCAAACCUCAGCUAUCUAUCUAUAAUGGGUAAUGAGAUGAAUGAAAUUGUCGCAGCAGCACUGUGUAGGGCCCUCAAGCAUUCCAAGACAUUGUAUUCCAUUAUAUUUGAUAAAUCUCCUAUUCCAAAUAAAUUACAGGAAAAGAUUGGCUUACUAACCAUAAAAAACGUCGAAAGUCAACUGUAUCAUAAGCAAAACGUUGAUACUAAGACUUUUGCUGAUAUAAUUUCAGCAUCUGAUAAAAAGGAAAUAAGGGAUAAGCUUGGAUUGACUGAAGGGAUGAGCUUUAGUGAGUCAUUGUACAAGAUAAUGAACACGAAGAAUAUUGACCAAGAUGCUUUGAAUAAAUUUAUAGAUCUAAUGAUUGAAAUUAGGACACAUAUGAUGCAUGUCAUUCAAGAUUUGAUUCACCUAAAUUCCAAGAAUCAAUUAACAAUGCAAGGUAAAGAAUUGCUCAUUCGACUUUAUACUAUGAAUGCAUCUGUUAAUAAGGCAAUGGAGUUAAUUGAUCAGCAUCGGUAUGCUGAAUUGAAGGAAAAAAGUCAGAAGAAGAUUGACAUGACCUCUUAUGACACACUAAUGAACAGCCAAUUUAUCAAACUUCCUGAAUUGCAAUCUGAUUGCACGGCAAAAGAAGACGACGAAGUCAUUGAGGCUACCCCAAUGCACCACUCAAACUCUUUGAAGGAUACGAUGUUAUCUACUAACGAUCCAUAUGACUUGAUCUCGAUGCUGAGACGUUGUAAAAUGAACGAUAUUUCUCUGAAAGACCUAUUUACAAAGUCCAGCUCUAGUGCGAAGGCAGAAUCAGAGACACCUGCCAUUGAUGAGGGCCGUGAUACGACUAUCAAGAACUACUCUGAAGAUAUGAACUUGGAGUCUACAUCACCAGAUGAUAGCCAGACAAAGAACGAAGAAGAGGCCCAGAUGACGCCAGUAUAUGACAAAAUUUUGCAUGAACUAUUGAAGAAUGACAUUUGA